AUGUCGGUAUGGGCCGGAAUACGAUCUCAGUUCACGCUUAAACGAGCCCGCUUCCUCGUCUACCUCUACUCGACCUGUUAUGUCAUCAACAAACAUCUCGGAGAACUGAUAAUUUGCCGGGGAAGUUCGAUGAUACCGACUUUCCGAGAUGGCGAUUGGGUGAUUGGAGAGAGAAUAUCCGUGAAGAAGGGGAAGCUGAAGGCCGGGGAUAUUGUUUGUUCGAUGAGUCCGGUUGAGCCGAGGGUUUUGUUGUGCAAAAGAAUUGCUUAUAUGCCCUUGGAUAAGGUGAGUUAAUUGUGAUCAGGAAGGUCUGAGUGGCGAUUGAGAGGGCUGGUAUUGGAUAUGAAGCCAAUAAAAUGACUAUUUUUUAUAUUAUACAAGGCAUAGUAAAACAUUUAAUCGUCGAUUAUUUCAGAUCGAAGUGGAACAAGAAUACGAAGCCCCAUUGAGACGCGUCCCUCCAGGCCAUUGUUUCCUCCUCGGUGAUAACGCCGACCAAUCGCAGGACUCCAGACAUAUUGGGCCGGUUCCUUUGGGAUUGGUCCAGGUCAAAGUGAUGGCCAGAAUAUGGCCACCAAGCAGAUUCGGGUGGAUCCAACACGAAACUGCCACUGUUUAG
Messenger RNA from Bursaphelenchus xylophilus (pine wood nematode), 619 nucleotides. The record is from the annotation of a GenBank genome assembly. Lineage: Eukaryota; Metazoa; Nematoda; Chromadorea; Rhabditida; Aphelenchoididae.